Vigna radiata var. radiata (mung bean) is the source of this 3786-nucleotide messenger RNA. RefSeq names its product transcription factor bHLH121. The record is from RefSeq and is a predicted model, not a curated record. Gene Ontology annotation, biological process: intracellular iron ion homeostasis. Lineage: Eukaryota; Viridiplantae; Streptophyta; Magnoliopsida; Fabales; Fabaceae. The coding region runs from base 331 to 1161 and encodes 276 amino acids. Gene Ontology annotation, molecular function: DNA-binding transcription factor activity; protein dimerization activity. The transcript has 5 exons.
AAGGUUAAAAUCAGGAGGGGCAUGUAUGCAUUGCGAUCCCUGCAAAAUUCUGUAACCAAAAGCAGAAUCGCGAAAUACAUCAACCCUAAGGAAUAUGCUUAUGUAGGUAUCUCCUCUCUAACACAACCCAUUAGGAAUAGUAGAAUGCAAGCGACCUUUACACUAAAAACAAUGCCAGUCACUUGCAUUUCUGAUUAGGAAUCGAUUCCAAUUUUUCUUUUUUUCUCAAGAAGAGACAGCAAGGGAAAGUGAAGAACAGUAGAUUUUACCAGUGGAUUUAGCAAAAUUAUAGAUCAUCGAACAUAGAUAACGAGGUCUGAGGUUGAACCAAUGGAUUGUACAUCUGCAAGAAGGACACAAAAGGCUGACCGAGAAAAGCUGAGGAGGGAUCGACUCAAUGAACAAUUUGUAGCGCUGGUCAACAUUUUAGAUCCUGAUAGGCCCAAAAAUGACAAAGCAACCGUUAUAGAUGAUACCAUUCAAUUGCUACACGACCUUACUUCUCAAGUUAGUAAACUUAAAGAUGAAUAUGGUGCACUAAAUGAAGAAUCUUGUGAGUUGGCUCGCGAGAAAAAUGAUCUCAGAGAAGAAAAGGCUUCUCUUCAAUCAGAUAUUGAGAAGUUGAAUUGUCAGUAUCAGCAACAGCUCAGGACUGUGUCUCCAUGGACUGCAAUGGAUCAUUCAGUAAUGGUAGUUCCACCAUCAUAUCCAUAUCCAGUGCCAAUGCCAAUACCUCCUUCUCCAAUUGCUAUGCAGCCAUACCCCUUCUAUGCUAAUCAACAUUCUGCUAUUAUCCCUAACCCUUGUCCAACAUAUGUUCCUUAUUUAGUCCCUAAUACCCUUGUUGAACAGCAAUCCAUCCAGCACAUAGCCCCACCUCUUCAUCCAGGUUUCCAGUCCCACAUGUCUGGUAAACAAGAGUCCAGAAACAAAUGCAAGGAGAGCAUGGUUGAUAAACAUGAGGAUUCAAAUGAUGUCACUGCAGACCAGACUUCCGGGUUUUCUGCAGACCAGGAUUUGUCAUCUGGGCAAAUAAAGUCUAGCGAGUUGUCAAGGAGGCAAAGCAGUUGCACUGAAGUGAGUUCUUUAGGUAGGUGCUCAUCAUCUAGGAGCGUUGAGGAGAGUUCAUCAAGUAGUGUAGUUCACCAGCACAAAGGAUAAUAAAUGAGAAAGGGAACAAUGUCACUCAAGUGCUUAUCUCUUUUGAAUUGAAGUCAUUAUGGAGUUUCUCCAGUGUUUAGCUACUACUACUAUCUGGAGGUACAAGUCCCUUGUUUUUUUUUUCUUUUAAAAAAAUCACCUGUGAUAUCUCUCCCAUAUAAGUAAGCUUUUCCUUUCGUGUAAAAGCUUGACAAAUCUGGUUUAUAUACCCAUUUCUUUUAAAAAAGUAAAAUUGUACACUCUUUCUAAUAUACCCUAUUAUAGUAUGAAAUUUGUUAAAAAAGCUUAAAAUUGUGUUAAUACUUAUGCAAUGAACCUCAUUUAUAAUAUUGUAAUUUGUAAAUUAACUUGGACCAAUAAGAAAAGUGUUUUGGAUUGGAACUUGGAAGUAGUAUGUUGUUCACAAAAACUAUUAGUCGGUUAUAAACUGCAUAAGGAUGUUUGGACAAGUUUCUUUAUAAGUCAUUUUAGAGAGGAAAUAAGAAAAAAGGAAAUGAACUUCUCAAUAAGCUGAAAUUAACUUAUCUAAGAAAUCAAAAUAAAAAAAUAGAAUUUAUAUGAGAGGACUUCUAUAAGUUAGAUUAUGGAAAAAACCAAUUUUUAGUUUUUCCUUUGAUUUUCUCUCUUAGAAGGAGCUUAUGGAAAAGUCUGACCAAAAAUGCCUUUGAUUUUUGUUAAUUUUCACAUGACAUUUAAUGAAAUGUUAUUAAUUUUUCUCUAAUAAAUUUUAAAAAUAAAUACAUGUCAUGUACAACUCAGUGCAACAAUAAAUAAGUGAUCAUUCUGACUAAUUAAUAAUGACAAGCUUGUUGAGAUGUGGAAAAAUUAUAAAAAUGGUGAGAUAAGAUUGUUGAUACGAUGAGAGAGAUAAAAAUUCAAAGUAAUACCAUAAAAAUAUUGUAGAAACACUAUUUAAAGUAUAAGACCAUAAACUGGAUCGCGGGUGUGGUGCUAUGUAUUAGUUAGACCAUGUGGCAGUAAGAGAGUGGCCCUCACCCCCACCCCCACCCCGAAGAUAUCGAGGUGUUUAAUGGAAAUAAAUAAAUUUAAUCGAACAGCUGUUGAGUGACCCGUAGUUAAGUAAUACCAUGAUGCAUAAAGAAAGAAAAACAACCUUGUGAGGGGAGAGAGCAGCUGAUGAGCUAACUUACUAUCUUUCAGAGUUGAAUCUUGAAAUGGUUGUGAACAAUAGAACUAAUGCCAGCACGCAGAAACACACUUUCUGCAAGUUUUCUCUUUUGAUCAUUGAGUCAAAUUCAAGUGUUUGCACAGUAUUAAAAUCUAUUUGAUGGGUUAUGGUUUUUUGUACAAGACUAGAAGUAAAAGCUAUUAUUGGCCUUUGUUAGGUAAGUAGAAAAUUUAUCGAGCAGUCUGGCUGAAAAUGAGAAGAUUAGCCUGAUCAAAUGCAGAGAAUAAUAAAAGUGUACCCACUGCUAGCAGACACAAGUGUAAUAUAUAGUGUUGCUUCUGAUAUAACGAAAUUGGAAUUUGGUCUUUCGGUCUUUUGAAAAUAAAAGGAUGGCUGAACAAAUUUAAAAACUUAUUACUAGAGAAUACAUCAUCUUUGCCAAUAUAAGAACAAUAUUGCGCUUCCAGAAUAUUAUUAUAUUCUGUUCCAUCAAUCUAGUUCAGUAUAUGAUUUUUGUGCUGUGAUGCUGAUGUAAGUAUUUUCUGAAUACCAUCUGUUAUAAAAAAUUAUCCAAAUGAAUACUAUAAGAAUAUUAGUUAUUUGAUUAUUUUAAAGCGUAUUUUUCACUUCAUUUUGUUUGUGUAACGAUAAGAAGUAAAAUAAAAUUAAUAGCAUGAUUGAUAAAAAAAUUUAUAAGCACUGCUACUAGACAGAAAGAAACAGUGGUUGAGCAGAAGUUACACUCAAAGAAUAUAUACCAAAGCCAGUCUGAUAUCAGAAGCUAAAUAUGCUUAUAUAAAUCCUAGAUGACCACCUAGUGUGCUUAUGAUACAGUUUAGUUAUUCUCUGCAAAUUGCAUUGAUUGAGAAAAAAAGAGAGAAGAAUGGGAUGGUUCUACCCUAAGAAAAGUGCAGAAUGGAAGCAGGAACGCACAUUGACAGAGCAGACCAUGGAGACUGCUUCUCUUUCUCUAAAUCUUCACUUAUUUGUGAUAUUUGGCAUUGUCCUCGGCUUGUUGUGGCUCUCCCAUUACACCACCUACAAGGCUCAGCAGAAUCACAUAGCCCUUUACGUUCAGUUAUUCUUGUCUCUUUCGCCCAUCCUAUUGAUACUCUUCUUGCUCUCAUAUUCCACCUGUGGAAGGCUCAACUUUUGCUUCAUGCCUUCGAGGCACAAGUCACUCCAACGAGCUGCGGUGUCUCCCUGGAAUCUUGCAGCUACUACCGCCACUGUUAUCACUUUGUUACUAAUCUUUGUUUUAUUCUAAGUGGAUUUUAGGAUCUCUCAGAGAAGGAGACAGAAAUUCCAUAUGGUAUUACCGCACAACACGAGUAUAAGGAAGCUUUUGUCACAAAUUUUAUGUUCUUUGUUCAUUUCAAGUCAUAUACACACAUAUACUGUUAACAUCACGGAAUUAUUUGCUGAUAUUCUGUAUGUAAAUUAAUUUGAAGUCCUCUCACUUGUGAAAAAAGUGGAAUUUGAUCUCCGUGCAGCAA